AGAAUGGCGGACCAAAACAACGCAAUUCAAUGCGAUCAGGACGCAGCUCAACCGAAACAGUAUGGUGGGAUCGAGGGACCAACGUCGCAGUACGUGAAGCUCGUCAGCAGCGAUGAUCACGAGUUUAUCAUUAAGCGGGAGCUCGCGCUUACCUCUGGAACCAUCCGAGCCAUGCUUUCAGGCCCCGGAGUGUACGCCGAGAACGAGAGCAACGUCGUCUACUUCCGUGAAAUUCCAUCGCACGUGCUCCAAAAAGUGUGCCAAUACUUUGCCUACAAAGUCCGCUACACCCACGCAGCCACCGAAAUCCCAGAGUUCCCGAUUCCACCAGAUGUCGCGUUGGAGCUCCUGAUGGCCGCCAAUUUCUUGGAUUGUUAAUUUAAUUUGAAAAUUGUGUGCUGAAAAUUCCGUUUUUUCUCCCAUUUUUUCCCUGAAUUUCCAUCAUUUUUCAUGAAAAAACCCCGAAAUUUCAGUAUUUUUCAUGAAAAAACCCCGAAAUUUCAGUAUUUUUCAUUUAAAAAAACCCGAAUUUCGAUAAUUUUUCAUUUAAAAAAAAUCGAAUUUUCAUAAUUUUUCAUGAAAAAAAAACCCGAAUUUUUAGUAUUUUUCAUGAAAAAACCCCUAAUUUUUAGUAUUUUUCAUGAAAAAAACCCGAAUUUCCGUAUUUUUUCAUGGAAAACCCCGAAUUUCCAUAAUUUUUCAUGAAAAAAACCUGCAUUUUCAGUAACUUUUCAUGACGAAACCCAGAAUUUUUAGUAUUUUUCAUGAAAAAAAAACCCGAAUUUCCAUAAUUUACCAUGAAAAAAACCCGAAUUUUUAGUAUUUUCCAUGAAAAAACCAGAAUUUCCAUCAUUUUUCAUGAAAAAACCCCGAAAUUUCAGUAUUUUUCAUGAAAAAACCCCGAAAUUUCAGUAUUUUUCAUUUAAAAAACCCGAAUUUCGAUAAUUUUUCAUUUAAAAAAAAUCGAAUUUUCAUAAUUUUUCAUGAAAAAAAAACCCGAAUUUUUAGUAUUUUUCAUGAAAAAACCCCUAAUUUUUAGUAUUUUUCAUGAAAAAAACCCGAAUUUCCGUAUUUUUUCAUGGAAAACCCCGAAUUUCCAUAAUUUUUCAUGAAAAAAACCUGCAUUUUCAGUAACUUUUCAUGACGAAACCCAGAAUUUUUAGUAUUUUUCAUGAAAAAAAAACCCGAAUUUCCAUAAUUUACCAUGAAAAAAACCCGAAUUUUUAGUAUUUUCCAUGAAAAAACCAGAAUUUUCACUAUUUUUCAUUAAAAAAACCCGAAUUUCGAUAAUUUUUCAUUAAAAAAAAAUCGAAUUUCCAUAAUUUUUCAUGAAAAAACCCGAAUUUCCAUCAUUUUUCAUGAAAAAAAAACCCGAAUUUCUAUAAUUUUUCAUGAAAAAAACCCGAAUUUUUAGAAUUUUUUCAUGAAAAAAACCCGAAUUUCCAUCAUUUUUCAUGAAAAAACCGAUUUUUCAACGUUUUUGUAGAAAAAAAAGCGAAAUUUCCAUAAUUUUUUAUGAAAAAACCCGAAUUUUUAGUAUUUUUUCAUGAAAAAACUCAAUUUUCCCUCAUUUCCCCCAAUUUUUGACUCAUUUUCCUGUACAAUCUCAACUGCGCCGCCCGUUUCUUAUCAUUUCGAAUUUUUUUCUAUAUAAGGACGAAUCGUACGCACUGUGGGACACGAUUUUUCAGUGAUUUUUACUCUAAAAAUCGAUUAAAACUCGCCCAAUUAUCAUUUUGAACAGAGCUGUGUUAAAUAUAUUUAAAUAUUUAAAUAAUUUUCCCAAUUUCUUGUAAAAAUACACGUUUCAUGAUGCAAU
Caenorhabditis elegans is the source of this 1819-nucleotide messenger RNA. RefSeq names its product Elongin-C (gene elc-1). Gene Ontology annotation, biological process: ubiquitin-dependent protein catabolic process. Gene Ontology annotation, cellular component: nucleus; transferase complex; intracellular protein-containing complex. The transcript is spliced from 2 exons. NCBI's taxonomy places the organism in Eukaryota, Metazoa, Nematoda, Chromadorea, Rhabditida, Rhabditidae. The record is from RefSeq and is marked reviewed. Bases 4 to 378 code for a protein of 124 amino acids.